AAGGAAGGAAAGAAGAAGAGGAGGCCUGCGUUCCAAGUGAGCUUCUCUCUCUUUUUUCCACGAGAAGCAGAAGAACGAGAGAAAGAAGGAAGGAAGGAAGGAAAGGAGGAGCGAGGAAGGGCCCCCGAUGGAGGAGAGCACGGUCCGCCGGCGGUGGGGCCCCCAGCACCAUCACCAGCCGCAGCCUCUCAAUGGGGCCCCGUGGGCCCCGGUCCCCUUCACCGGGGUCCCCAACGAGGAGGAGGAGGAGGAGGAGGAGGCCCCGCUCCACCCCCACCUGCUCCUGCUCCCCAAGUCGGAGGUGGCCCUUCCGUGCUACAAGCGGGGCUCGGGGGCCUCGUUCAGCGGGACGGACUCGGGGCCCAGCCCGCGCUCCAGCUUCUCCUCCGACGGCAAGAACAGCAACCGCACCUCCGGCAUCAGCUUGGGCUUCGACCAGCGCUGCUCCUCGGCUUCCUCCUCCUCCGGGGCCCCCGAAACCGGGCCGGGGGCCCCUCCGCUGUCCUCGUCGUCUUCUUCGGGGCCGGCUUUCUCGGGGCCCAGCCCAAGGUCCAGCAUCUCCAGCGGGCGCAGCUCCCGCGGCUCCGAGGCCGAGGCCAACCCCGAGGAGCCCCCCAAAGCCGCGGGGGGGCCCUUCUCGUCUCCGGGGGCCCCUUCAUCCUCCUCCUCCUCGUCCCGAGUGCGGCUGCCUCUCCUGCAACCCCCGGGGCCCCGUCCCGAGAGCCAGGCCGAGAAGCGCCUGGAGGCCCUGGCCCUGGAGCUGGAGCAGGAGCUGGAGCGGCGAGCCCGGAAGGAGGCCUUCGGUAUUUGCAUCAAGUGCGGGAAAGGGGUCUAUGGGGCCAGCCAGGCCUGCCAAGCCAUGGGGAACCUCUACCACACCAAUUGCUUCACCUGCAGCUCCUGCGGGCGAAGACUGCGGGGAAAGGCCUUCUACAACGUCAAUGGAAAAGUCUACUGCGAAGAAGACUUCCUUUAUUCAGGUUUCCAGCAAACAGCAGACAAGUGCUUCAUUUGUGGGCACCUCAUCAUGGAAAUGAUCCUGCAGGCGCUGGGCAAGUCCUACCACCCGGGCUGCUUCCGGUGCAUCGUCUGCAGCGAAUGCCUGGACGGCGUCCCCUUCACCGUCGACCCCGAAAACAACAUCUACUGCGUCAAGGACUACCACGCGGUUUUUGCCCCAAAAUGCGCUUCGUGCAACCAGCCCAUUUUACCUGCGCAGGGCUCGGAGGAGACUCUCCGCGUGGUGUCCAUGGACCGCAACUACCACGUCGAGUGCUACCACUGCCAGGACUGCGGCCUGCAGCUUAACGGCGAGGAGGGCCGGCGCUGCUUCCCGCUGGAGGGGCGGCUGCUGUGCCACGGAUGCCACUUGCGCCGCCUGAGCCUCGGCCCCGGCCUCACGCACCACCCUCCGCACCAUCACCCUCCGGCUCCUCCGCCUCCCGGGUUCCGCACCCACAGCACCCAACUCUAGAGCCUCCUUCCUUCCAUCCAGAUCUAGAACCCGGACAAACCUGUUGCAAGCCUCAAAGUUGUGCAAACUUUGUUGUUUUGGACUCCAACUCCCAGCAUUCCUAACAGCCUCAGGCCCCUUCCUUUUCCCCCGCAGCCGCUUAAGCGGCUGCGGGGGAAAAGGAAAGGGCCUGAGGCUGUUAGGAAUGCUGGGAGUUGGAGUCCAAAGCACCAGUUUGCUUAGGCCUUCAAGUUUAAGCCUCCAGAAGCAUUCUCUCCUGACGUUUCGCCCACAUCUAUGGCAGGCAUCGUCUGUUGGAAACUAGGCAAGUGGGAUUUAUAUACCUGUGGAAUAAUGUCUGAGGCCAGUGUGAAUGUAGCAUUGAAUGGCCUUGCAGUUACAAAGCCUGGCUGCUUCUUGUCUGGGGGGAAUCCUUUGUUGGGAGGUGUUAGCUGGCCCUGGUUGUUUCUUGCCUGGAAUUCCCAUCUUGACACGCAGACAAGAGUUAUUUCUCCCACCCUGGACAUUAUUCCAUAUAUAUAUACAUACACACACAUACACAUAUAUAUACAAAUACAUACACACACAUAUACAUACAUAUACAUUAUAUAUAUAUAUAUAUAUAUAUAUACACACACACACACAUAUA
This is a messenger RNA of Anolis carolinensis (green anole), 2102 nucleotides long. RefSeq names its product WT1 interacting protein (gene wtip). The coding region runs from base 128 to 1474 and encodes 448 amino acids. Lineage: Eukaryota; Metazoa; Chordata; Lepidosauria; Squamata; Anolidae. The record is from RefSeq and is a predicted model, not a curated record. Gene Ontology annotation, molecular function: transcription corepressor activity. Gene Ontology annotation, cellular component: adherens junction; P-body; nucleus. Gene Ontology annotation, biological process: positive regulation of miRNA-mediated gene silencing; negative regulation of hippo signaling; response to hypoxia. The transcript is spliced from 8 exons.